This is a messenger RNA of Aricia agestis (brown argus), 1395 nucleotides long. RefSeq names its product folliculin (gene BHD). Lineage: Eukaryota; Metazoa; Arthropoda; Insecta; Lepidoptera; Lycaenidae. The record is from RefSeq and is a predicted model, not a curated record. The coding region runs from base 50 to 1333 and encodes 427 amino acids. Gene Ontology annotation, cellular component: cytosol. The transcript is spliced from 7 exons. Gene Ontology annotation, molecular function: GTPase activator activity. Gene Ontology annotation, biological process: negative regulation of transcription by RNA polymerase II; positive regulation of GTPase activity; positive regulation of TORC1 signaling.
AUAAAUUUUAAGUAAAAUGAAGAAUUUUAUUAAAAAUUAAAUAAAUAACAUGAAUGCCAUAGUUGGUUUGUGCCACUUCUGUGAAGCGCAUGGGCCUAAACCUUUAUUUUGCACAUUUACGAGUGACAAUGAAGACCACGCCACGGAUCCAUCCAUUUCGGCUGUUCAGUGCAAUGGAUGCACUUCCAUCGGCACAGAAACCGUUUUUGUGUCCCGAGAGAGUAACGGCACAAUAUUCUGCAGCAGACAAUCCCUUCCGAAUGCAGAAAUAGCAACUUUUUUACGGCAGGCUGCGUUACGAUGCAUUACUUGUGAAGUGAGCUGGAACAAAGAAGGUGGCGUCGUAUAUUUCAGUGACACACAGGGUCAUGUUUUAAGUUAUACGUUCCAAAUUAAGGAUACCAGAGCCCGGGGCCUGAUAAGAAUGUUCUCUAUUGUGGUGCUGAUGAAGGACAAGCUCAUGCUGCUCAACAUAACUCCUGCGCUGUCGGAACAUAUGCAGAGGAUUUCCAGAGAGCUCCAAAAGUUAGCUGAGGUUGUGUUUGAGGAGGAACAGAGGGUAUGUUCACAAAGAGCUUUGAGGCUGAAGACGGGAGUGUAUGAGUUUGGCCAAUCGAGAUCACUUGUACAACUAACAGGUCAUCCGGACAUUUUCAAAAAGUUACAUUCACACUUUACUCAUAUACUAAGAACUGGUGCUGCAACAUACACAGAGACAUUGUAUACAAGUGCCGAUAUUUUGAAUAAAAUUAACAACAAUGCCACCAGAGGAACAAUAUUUCAAGAUAACAUAUGUGAAGUGAAGCACAGUAGGAUGUCUAUAAGAGAUUUGGAAACACUGUUAACAAGACCUGUGUUUAGACAUGUUUUGUAUUGUACGUUAGUUGGUAAAGAUGUUGUCAUAAAUACAAGAAGUAAGCAGCCAAAUACUAUAGUAGCUACAUUAAUCAACUUGCUACCAAAUGCAAGUGGAGCCUCACAUAUUAAAUCUUGGCAUCCAAAUAGUAAAAUAGAAAGUAAUGUUUGUCAUUUACAAGAAAGUGAAAAAAAUAAUUUUGAAUGCAAAUGGAAUGGUACUCUACCAAAUAAAUGUCCGACACUCAUGAUUAAAGUAGAGAAAGGAAUCGAGAAUGAUAAAUUUAAUGAUGCUGUAUUGAAUCAAUACAUAAAAUCCAUACAACUGGAAUGGUUAGGAAUCGCAAAUACAUUGAAAACAGCAAUCAAGUCUUCCAAUCAUAAAUCUGAAGCAGUCAACAGUUUGAAGCAGUUACUAGGCAUAAAACCUGAAGAUGAAUCUCUUGUGACCUUCUGGUCUAGAAACUUUUGUAAUUAGUCUGUAAUCUGUGAUAGUAAAGUAUUAUUUUUAUAAAUAAAAAGUUAUUUAUUGCAAGUUAA